UGAUAUGAUAUGCUCAUAUUGAAGCCAAAUUCAUUUUAUAUGCACCCUAGUUCUUUAAAAUCCCUACAGCUUGGGCCCUCUGGGCCUCGGAGGAACAUAAGUACUUCAUAAUCUUUCGCGAAGGACAUGACAUUUCCGGACAUCGAUCUAGUUUUUCACCCCUGGAUCGGUCAAUUGUGUGCUUCUGAAUGGCUGUGCAAAAAGCCAACUCUCAAUUUGUAUAGUAAGAAUUGAAACUUAAGGAAGUUUAACAAUGUUACAGAGUUAUUUUUCAAGAAUGCCACAGAAAAUACCUCAAAGAUUAUACGAAGAUUUGGAGAAGAUCUUAGAAAAGGAAUUACCUUUCUCAGUCCAAGCUUACUAUCCGGUAAAACUUCUGCGGAAGAAGUUAUUAAACAACAGAAUUGUUUGGGUAGACAAAUGGCCGGAUUUCAAAGUUGUGGUAGUUUCAGACGACCGGCACAAGGAUGUCUCACCACAGCGAAUUCAUUGUUUCUGCAAAGACACGCAUGAAUCUUCCUCUCUGGAUUCAGUACUACGUCUUAUAUCGGACGAAUUAUCAAACUCUCUUCUCAUGUUUGGUUGCCGUUCGAGUGUCGUAGAUGAUUUAAUAAAAUCCCGGGGUUCUUCCGUCCGGCGUGUGAGUCCUGAUGCCUACAUGCUAACUCUUCCUGAGGAAAACAUUAUUUCUCUACCAAUUCCAGAUGAUUUCAAAAUAACAAAUUUGAAAGAGCAUCAUUUAGAUACAGUAGUCCAAGAAUGGCCAUAUUCUGGCGUGUUUAGUGAUUCUAAGGAGUGGAUCAAAGAAAUGAUAGCAGUGUUACCAAGCGUCUGUAUAGAGAACAAGGAGGGACAACCCAUCGCUUGGGUGUUACAACAAGACUAUGGCUGUAUUGGAAUGCUGCAAGUAAAGUCUGAGUACAAAAGAGCAAAACUUGGAAGCGCCGUUACAAUGUUACUUGCACAAAAGUUGCGGGAAGAAGGGUCCCAUAUAUACUCCGCCAUUAAUGUCGAAAAUAGCCAAUCGCUUGCCUUCCAUGAAAAGAAUGGGUUUCAUUAUCUGUCGGAUUUUCUUAUAGCUUUUGUGAAUUAUGGAUAUAACCAAACUUAACGAACAAUAUACAUGUAUCUGCAUUAAUACCAGACCUUGUCAUGGCAACAUAUCUUGACUUAGUCAAACCUAAUGGACAAUAUAUCUGUACUUAAUAGGACCUAACGGACAACAUAUCUUGAUUUAGCCAGACCUAAUGGACAAUAAAUCUGGAUUUAAUCAAACUUAAAAAACAAAAGAUCAUAAUUCACUAGAACUUUACGGACAACAUAUUUGUCUUUAACUAAAACAUAUUUUUCAUUCAUUUUCCAACAGAUAGUGAUCGAUAAGUUCCGUAAUGAGAAUAGAAAAAUACGCUGUUCUCAAAAAAGAUUGUUACUUUAUCAGUUGCAAAUGAAAUGAAUUACUUUUUUAAAAGAAUGAGUGAAGGAUCAUGGGUAAUGUAUGGUGUUGGAGCCGCCAUUGAUUCCUGUUAGUGGAGUUGUAAAACUGUUUAUGCUAAACCCAAUGAAAUUGUGUCUUUGCUAAGUAACCGGCAAAUUUUAUUCUUUGAAGUAUGUGGGGAAAACAUUUUGAUUGUAUCUUAUAGGAAAAUAUAUAUAUUUUUAAAAAAUUUUAGAAGUUGUUAAAAAUUAAAUUUGAGGAAAGGUUUUGUAUUAACUUGAUAAUGUUUGAUAUUGAUUUAUUACAAACACACUUCUUAGGCAAAAAAUUGUCGAAAAAUUAUUCAUGGAUUGUACUCCUCUCUCUCUCUACAUUGAUAGACCCAGAAGAAGCUGAGUAUACGGGUAUGGUAACGAAAGCACUUCAGGUAACAAUGGGCAAAGUUUAAGAUUUAGAUGAUGAAAAGUCAUUGGAUAAUACUUUCGCCAAAGUCUAUUUCUUAAAAAGAAUUAUCGCUCUUUGCUUUGCGAGUCUAUUUUGUUUUUGUUUUUUUUCGUCUUGUAGAAAAAAAAAUACUCGACGGUAUUUAUCUUCGGAGAAAAUAAAAUGUACUCUUCAUCGAAUAUA
Messenger RNA from Saccostrea cuccullata (small rock oyster), 2062 nucleotides. RefSeq names its product glycine N-acyltransferase-like. Gene Ontology annotation, cellular component: mitochondrion. The coding region runs from base 254 to 1111 and encodes 285 amino acids. The transcript has 5 exons. NCBI's taxonomy places the organism in Eukaryota, Metazoa, Mollusca, Bivalvia, Ostreida, Ostreidae. The record is from RefSeq and is a predicted model, not a curated record. Gene Ontology annotation, molecular function: glycine N-acyltransferase activity.